AUGGUUGAAUCUCCCGCAACUGUAGCUUCUGCAACACAAAGAUUAGUCCCUAGAAGGCAGACUAUCGAAGAUGCCUACUCACCACCGGCAAAUUUUUUGGAGAUAGAUGUGUGCCGACCACUUACACAUGGGGAUGGAAAGAAUCGUUUCACGGAUUAUGAAGUUAAUUUGAGGACUAACCUACCAAUAUUCGCACAUAAAGAGUCCUCUGUUCGUCGUCGAUACAGUGACUUCCAAUGGCUUCGUGAUGAGCUAGAUCGUGAAAGCAAGAUUGUUGUUCCUCGGCUGCCAAGCAAGGCAUGGAAACGCCAGUUACCUUUCCGGGCGGAUGAGGGUAUAUUUGAUGAGGAUUUCAUUGAAGAACGAAGGAAAGGACUGGAAGAAUUUAUAAACAGAGUGGCUGGACAUCCAUUAGCUCAAAAUGAAAAGUGUUUACAUAUGUUUCUACAAGAGAAGACAAUCGAUCGAAAUUGUCGACUUGGCAAGUUACGUAAUAUCUAG
Messenger RNA from Trichobilharzia regenti, 501 nucleotides. The record is from the annotation of a GenBank genome assembly. Lineage: Eukaryota; Metazoa; Platyhelminthes; Trematoda; Strigeidida; Schistosomatidae.